Messenger RNA from Salvelinus fontinalis (brook trout), 3848 nucleotides. It is a transcript of the gene plpp3, whose product is annotated as phospholipid phosphatase 3. Gene Ontology annotation, biological process: phospholipid metabolic process; phospholipid dephosphorylation; canonical Wnt signaling pathway. The record is from RefSeq and is a predicted model, not a curated record. Gene Ontology annotation, molecular function: phosphatidate phosphatase activity. The transcript has 7 exons. NCBI's taxonomy places the organism in Eukaryota, Metazoa, Chordata, Actinopteri, Salmoniformes, Salmonidae. Bases 506 to 1414 code for a protein of 302 amino acids.
CUUAUUACUGGGCUGUAGCAGAGAGAAUAUAAGAGGGCUGAGAGGAGGGGGGUUGAUAAAACUACGGUCUCUCUCUCUGCGCUCAGAGCGCUAUUUUCUGCCAGGCUUUGAAGCGGACUGAGAGAGAGGAGAGGGAGAAGCAGGCUUCAUUCAUUAUAGCGCCGUUAUACAAGUUUACCAUCCCUAAAGCGUGGACCGGACAGACGAAAAGUUUUUAUCCAGGAUCUGAAGAGGCGACUUCAGUGGAAAAGUCAAACGUUUCUAUAGUAGGCUAAUAUUUGUUUCGGACGAGGCAUCGCAUCGUUGCAGCACUGAUACGUUUGCAGAACCUCUUCUUAGUUGGGAAGUUAGUUUCACAUAGUUGGCUACUCAGUGACAUUCGCUUCUUUUCGUGUGGAAGCCCUGGCGGACUAAAUAACGUGAUUUAGUUUGUGUUUAGCACACUUGUGGGAUUUUAACUGGAGACGGAAUUCUUACAUGCAACAGUAUUUUGUAUGAGAAAGCCAUGGCACAACAGAGCAGAAACGGAGGAACUUCAUUAAACAACAACAACGGCAUCGAUAACACCAAGAGGAAACUGUUGAUAGGACUGGACCUCUUCUGCCUGCUCCUAGUCAUGCUGCCAAGCCUGGUUCUCCACCGGUCCUCAGUGCGUCCAUACCAGCGUGGAUUCUACUGCAGCGACGUCAGUCUGCGUUACUCCUACAAGAACUCCACCAUCCCCUCAUCCGUCCUCACUGCUGUGGGGCUCAUUGUGCCCAUUGUGGCCAUUGUUAUAGGAGAGUGUUACAGGAUUCACCAUCGCAGGGAGGGAUCUAAGUCUUUCAUUGGGAACCCUUAUGUCUCAUCUCUCUACAAACAGGUUGGAGUGUUUAUAUUUGGCUGUGCCAUCAGCCAGUCGUUCACAGACAUUGCCAAGGUGUCAGUGGGCAGGAUGAGACCCCAUUUCCUGGACGUGUGUAAUCCUGACUGGUCAGCCAUCAACUGUUCCCUUGGAUACAUCACCUCCUACACCUGUACGGGCCAUAAGAGCAAAGUACAGGAGGCCAGGAAAUCCUUCUUCUCAGGACAUGCCUCCUUCUCUAUGUUUACUAUGCUCUACCUGACUUUCUAUCUCCAGUCCAGGUUCACGUGGAGAGGUGCCCGGUUGCUCCGCCCCCUCGUCCAGUUCACUCUGCUGAUGAUGGCAUUCUACACCGGCCUAUCACGUGUCUCCGACCACAAGCACCACCCCACAGACGUACUGGCCGGCUUUGUACAGGGCGCCCUGGUGGCCUACUGCAUAGUGUUCUAUGUAUCUGACCUGUUCAAGCCGAGGGUGAAGCCUGCCUCACCCCCUCCCUCCCCCAUCAAGAAGGAGCUCCUCCCCCCCGCUGACAUCACCGAGCGGAACAAUCACCACAACAUGGUGUGAGACAGGCCCCGCCCCUUCCCAUGACCGAGGAGCCUAUCACAGCGCUGUUCGCCUCCCAUUGGACAUUAGAAUGUAGCGACCAGAGAGACUAUCGCCGUGUCUCAUAUCACACUCUGUUCCUUAUGUAGUAGUGCACUACUUAUCACGCGUUGUGGUCCAAAGUAGUGCACUACUUAGGAAAUAGCCUGUUAUUUGAGACCUGCCCUUCAAAGACCACUCUCACUAUCCAGAUUCUUUAACUACUAUUGUUAUUACUACUAUUCUGAUUUGAGCCCAAGUUAGAGCAAAAAGAAGAUUCAAAAGCUAAAAGACAAGAAGUUACAGACAGCAGUGCAGAGCCACUGAAACAGAACACUUUGUAACUACACAAAGGGAAAAAAGUGUAAAAAUAAAUAAAUGAAUGAGUGAAUGAAUGAAUGAAGCAAGGAAAGAAAGACAGUCUCUGUCUGAGGCCUUGACAUAGGAUAACAACUUCCUUAGUGAUAGGAACGAUAUUACUGCAAAAUUACUAGCAAACGACACAUACAGUAUAUGAGUAACAAUAUAGAGCAGAAUAACUUACAGCACUAUAAUCCAGUUGACUGUCAAUUAUCACCACUCGCCACCAGAUGAAGCAGCUAUUAGAACACUUGUUGAUGAUCAUGUAGAGCAGGGGCGUCAAACUCUUUCCAUGGAGGGCCUAGUGUCUGCUGGUUUUUGGUCUUUCCUUUCGAUUAAGACCUAGACAACCAGGUGCGCGGAGUUUCUUACUAAUUAGUGACUUUAAUUCAUCAAUCAAGUACAAGGGAGGAGCGGAAACCCGCAGACACUCUGCCCUCGGUUGAAUGAGUGUGACACGUGACGUAGAGGGUUAAAGUAAACCUGUAACUAGUUAACUUGUCCAAUGCCAGCUACUGACUACUACUAGAGAAGGAAGAGACCUGGAGAGGAACCAGACCCAUACUACUCUAGCUCCUCCCACCAAGUAGAAAUUUGGACUAGUCUAGUUCUCAGUUCGGCAAGGCUCUUCUAGCUGCCUCUCUGGGUAACCUAACCUGGGAUGAUGCUUUCUGAAAGAGGGGGGUAGGAUAAAGCAGGGGUUCUUGAAAGAGGGAUGCUAAAAGAGUAGGGAUAUUGAUUGGUAUUAGUUUGGGGGAUUCGGGGGAGGAAGAGAAGGAGGGGGAGAUAAAUAACUCUCAGCCACCUGUCACCCUGUCUGGGGGCGUGGCUGUGCCAUGCUGCCGCUUGAUUGGCUGCAUAUGUGGGGGUGUGGUCUGUCACCAUGGACACAGGGUUGAUAGACAGCUAAGCUGGGACAUUAUGGGAUAGGGGCUCUUUCCGCUGGCAGGGAGGGGCUCUGGCCCACCCAAUCACUCGUUAGCGGUAUGUAUGUAUGCAUGUGUCCUAUGUGUCACUGUGUUGGUGCGUGCCAGUGUGUCUGCUUUUGUGUAUGUGUGAUGUGUAUAGGUUUGCGUGUCUUGUGUAUUUGUGUGAUUGUGUGUGUGUGUGUGUGUGUGUGUGUGUGUGUGUGUGUGUGUGUCUUUGAUGAACCAUCCGGGUAGUGUGUGUAGAAUGAACCCUCCUCACACACACCAUUGUCUGUGCCAAGAAUGUGUGCCACUAUGUGUGUGUGUGUGUGUGUGUGUGUGUGUGUGUGUGUGUGUGUGUGUGUGUGUGUGUGUGUGUGUGUGUGUGUGUGUGCGUGCGUGCGUGCGUGCGUGCGUGCGUGCGUGCGUGUGUGUCAGAGAGGGCCAGAGGUGGAGGACUGAGACCCUGUCCAGAGAACGUUAGAAAACUGUGGAUUUAAUAUUUUUAUUUUCUGCUACGAUGCAUCUUUAACAUGUCCAGUCAUGCCAUUAACUAACUGCUCCCCAUCAGUCAUUUUAUUUUCCAGUUCAGCUUACUCAGGGCAAAUCUCAAAUGGCAUGCUAUUCCCUAUAGAAUGCACUUCUGGCUAAAAUAAGUGCACUAGAUAGGGAAUAGGGUGCCAUUUUGGAUAGAGCCUAAGACAUCUUCUCAACAUCACCACUUCAAAACGUUGCACAUCUUUCGAAUCACGUUUAGUCCGUCCUAUCAUUUUGGCAAACCCUUUCCUUUUCAUUUUAUAAAUGUAUAAAUAAUGUAUAGUUCACAAAAAUUAACUGUGUAAGAUAUUAUUUCUUAUGUUUAACUAUUGUCCACUAUGAAACCGCAACCUCUGUUCUCUACCAAGUGCUGCUUAAAAAGCACUGAUUUACAGAUUUUUUUAUUUAGUUAACUCAAAUAUUGUAGAUUUGUGGUAGUAAGUUUUUAAUACGCAUUGAAAACAAACCUACAAUUGUAUUAAAAUUCACUAUUAGUAUUUUCGUAUUGUCUCAUUUUGUACAAAAUAAAUAUUAGCAAAGUUUUUGUUUCUGCUUAAUGUACUUAGCUCUACUACAUGUGGUUUUAAAUAAAAAGCCCGUUAUAAACACAA